CCAAGGGUCAAGCUUGUCACCUUCUCCAGCAAGUGAAAAGUAGUGCACCUGUCAAUCAGAGGGAGAAAUCCCCCCUUCCCCACUCUGCCCAAUUCCUGGGAAAUCCACCUCCGCAUCUUCUCACUGUUCCCUCCCCCUUCCACCAGCCCUUCUCCCCUCCCUCCAUCUCUCAUUUUUUCUCUGUGGUUAGUAAGUAAAGGGACCUCAAGCCUCAUCUUCUUCCAAUUAACCCCUAAAAUCUGCAGUGCAGGGCUGAGCAGAGGAAGAGGAGGGUCAAGAGGAAGGGGGGAGGAAGAGAAGAAGAACAGGGGAGCAUCUUGGCAAGCGAGCCUCCACUCCUCCUCUCCCCCUUCUUCUUCUCAUCCUCCCUGCCACAUACCUCAGUCCAACUUGGAGCCCUGAAAAUCCAUUUCCCAGCUGGUGUGUCCCUGUGAGUGUGUCUCUCUGUGUGUGUGUGCCUUCCACGGUCUCCAAAGGACAGCAGAGAGAGAGAGAAAAUCUUUCCAGAGGAAGAAGGGGAUUUAAAAGGACAGUAGGAUGUAGCCAGCUGCCAAGCGGAAUCAGCAAGCCCAAUUGCCGGCAAACAAGAUGAAGCUCCUCCUGGGCUGGGAAAGGCGAGAGGCGAGCAAAGCGGAGGAAGUAUAAUAUUUGCACACAUCUCAUUAGUCGGAUUCUCAUCCCCGAGACUUAGCCAGAGUGAGAUCGGGAGCGUCCCCGGCAAAUAAUGAGCAGGAGGCCUUCGCAGAGAAAGGCGAGCGCAAAGACCUCCAGUCACGGUGCUGUGUGUUCUUCUGCAACUGCUACUCCCACCACCCCUGGACGACAAGAUGAGCAGGUUAUGACACCAUGAGGAGCUACCAUGGCGAGCGCAGCCAGUCACGCGAACACCCUUGCCGCUGCGUCCCGGAGGCCUGUGACCAGCCGAUGGAAUACGUCCACCAUAGCCAGGAAUCGCGCCAGCCAUACCUCCUUAGCCCCAGCGAGCCUUGUUCCCUGGACCACUACUGCCCAUCCCGGAGUUCUGCCGAGGCCCCCCUCAGCCUAACGGAGCCCCCCUCGGCCGCCAGCAGCAGCAGCAGCACCUUCCCUAGGAUGCACCACGCCCCCCAGCCGUACGACUCCUGCGACGAGUGCAUGGCGGCCGCUCACCCGUCCAGCAAGAUCAACCGUCUGCCCCCGACUCUCCUCGACCAGUUCGAGAAGCAGCAGCUGCCCCUGCACCACGACGGCUUCCACACCUUGCAGUACCAGCGUGCCAGCAGCACGGAGCAGCCCCGCAGCGAGAGCCCCAGCCGCAUCCGACACCUCGUCCACUCGGUCCAGAAGCUCUUCGCCAAGUCCCACUCCUUGGAAGCCCCUUCCAAGCGGGAGUUCAACGGCACCAAGAUGGAAGGCCGGGGCGGCGAGUCCGGGUUCCACCAUCCGCACCAUUCCCACCACCACCAUCGCCAGUCGCGCCACGGCAAGCGCAGCAAAAGCAAAGACCGCAAGAUGGAUUCCUCCUCCUCCUCUCGCCACCGGAACAAGAUGAUGGGUUGGUGGAGCUCGGACGAUAACUUGGACAGCGACAGCAGCUACAUGGUGUCCGGGAGGCAACACGCCGUGGACCAGGCCACCCAGUUCUGCGUUGAUGCUCCCGAAAGUGCCUUCAGAGACUUGACCCUGAAGAGUUUGAAGAGCGGAGGGGGAGAAGGGAAGUGUUUGGCCUGCGCCGGGAUGUCCAUGUCCCUGGAUGGCCAGACAGUCAAGCGGAGCUCCUGGCACACCAUGACGGUCAGCCAAGCGCGGGAGGCCUACCCCAGCUCAGGAGGCGGCCCAGAGAAACCCUUGAUGCUCCAAGAGGCGAAAGCCAAGGAACGAUCCUAUCAUUAUCUUCAGGUGCCCCAAGAUGACUGGGGAGGGUACCCGGCCUCCGGGAAGGAUGGGGAGAUCCCGUGCCGGCGGAUGCGGAGCGGCAGCUACAUCAAGGCCAUGGGGGACGACGACAGCGGGGAUUCCGAUGCCAGCACCAAGGUGUCUUCCAAGGGGGUGACCCGGCGCGAUGGGUACCGCCGCUCCUCCAGUGUCGAUCAGGCCAGAACCAAGUUUGCAAGUAGACACUAUUCUGACUCAUAUAUCUGUAACUGUCCCAGCUGCUGCACGUCACCCCGAAUCCGGCCACGGGGACAAGGGUAUGGACGUUCCUUCACCACCGGGCAGAUUAAUGACGAGUUGAACCACCAGUUUGAGGCCGUGUGUGAGUCCGUGUUUGGAGAGGUGGAAUCCCAGGCUGUGGAGGCCCUGGACCUGCCGGGUUGCUUCCGCAUGCGCAGCCAUAGCUACCUGAGGGCCAUCCAGGCUGGGUGCUCCCAGGACGAUGACUGCCUCUCUCUCUUCACCAUGGCCACCGCCACCCACCAGCCUGGCCACGGCCACGGCCACAGCCACGGCCAGCCCCUCACCAGCAGCAUCCUCAAGCCAAGCACCUCCUUUUCUUACAGGAAAGCUCCGCCAGCCCUCCCUUCAGGAAUCAAAGCCAAGCCCCUCAUCGCCGUGACCACGCAAAGCAGCAGCGAGUCCGCCCACGACAGCUUCCUGCCCCGAGAGGUCAGCCGGAGCCCCUCGUCGUGGUCCAAAGAGGCCGCCAAGCGCUGCAACUCCACGGAGAGCUUGGAAAGCACCAAGAUCACUGCCAUGUCCCUGGACUUGCCUUCCCUCCAAGCCAGGACUGCCCCCAAACCAUCCACCCUGAUCAUCCGGACCAUCCCUGGGAGGGAAGAGCUGCGGAGCCUGGCUCGCCAGAGGAAGUGGCGCCCAUCCAUCGGAGUCCAGGUGGAAACCAUCUCCGACUCUGACACAGAAAGUAGAAGCCACAGAGAGGUCCACUCCAUCGGGGUCCAAGUGGAAGAAGAUAAAAGGCGUGCUCGGUUCAAGCGGUCCAACAGUGUGACAGCUGGCGUGCAGGCUGACCUGGAGCUGGAAGGCCUGGCGGGGCUGGCCGUGGCCACCGAAGACAAGGCCCUGCAGUUUGGACGCUCCUUCCAGCGCCAUUCCUCGGAGCCCGAGUCCACACGGCAAUACUCGGUCUACAAGACGGUGCACACGCAAGGCCAGUGGGCCUACCGGGAAGACUACCAGAUGCAGUACGACACCAUGGAGGUGCCCCGCCAGGAUUCCUGGAUGGAUCGGGGCUCGCGCAGCCUGCCGGAUUCUGGCCGAGCGUCACCUUGCCACCGGGACGGGGAGUGGUUCAUCAAGCUCCUGCAGGCAGAAGUUGAGAAGAUGGAAGGCUGGUGCCAGCAGAUGGAACUGGAGGCUGAAGACUAUGACUUGCCAGAAGAAAUCCUUGAGAAGAUCCGAAGCGCAGUGGGCAGUGCCCAGCUCUUGAUGAACCAGAAAUUCCAGCAGUUCUACCGCCUCUGCCAGCAGAAUAUGGACCCCAACGCUUUCCCCAUGCCCACUUUCCAGGACCUGGCUGGAUUUUGGGACCUCCUCCAGCUCUCCAUUGAGGACGUUAGCAUUAAGUUCGCCGAACUUCACCAGCUCAAAGCCAACGGGUGGAAACCCAUCGAGCCCAAGGAGGAUAAGAAGGUGCCUCCGCCAAUACCAAAGAAGCCGCCACGCUCCCGGUUGCACCCGGUGAAGGAUCGGUCCCUGGACUCCGUCGACCGGCAAAGGCAGGAGGCCCGCAAGAGGCUCUUGGCGGCCAAGCGUGCCGCCUCCUUCCGCCAGAGCUCGGCCACCGAGAGCGCGGACAGCAUUGAGAUCUACAUCCCGGAAGCCCAGACCAGACUGUGAAGGGGCCGGGGUGGCGCGGCUUUUCAAACAGACCGAAUACGCAGCACACACCACGAUCCGUGGCCUACGUGUUCCGGCGCCUCUCCGGGAAGCCUUGCCGCAGUCUCUUUAGCAAGGAAAAUGAUCAGAAUUAUCUUCUUUUUUUAAGGAAACAAAACAAACCCCCUCUUGCAAUCCACGGACCUGAUGCCAGACAGACAUGACAAAAGGACAUUCUGGUUCCCUCUUGCAGGAUUCGGAGGUGACGGGCCUUUGCCAAAUCGCUCCUCCUCUUCCUCGCCUUCCCUUUGACUCUCUUCUUAUAACCUUUGGCCCCAGCUCGGUUGGUGAGCAUUCUCCCCUCGACCCAAGCCUUUUUCCAUGAGCUUUUCUCACUGUCCUGCAGGCUCGGGGCCCCUCCAUCGACAGCUCCCCCCCCCCCCCCCGCCCCAUGCAUCCAUGGGUUCUAGGCCCAUCAGUAUUUAUAUAUAAACAUAUUAUGUAUAUGUACUUCUAUAAAUAUAACCGAAAAAAAAGGGCAGACACUGCCCAAGACCACAGCUGUGUUUCUGAUGGCGAGAGCCUUCUCGUCUCCUCAGGAGACCCCCUCCCCUUCCCAGGUCAGCAGGCCAGCUCCCCACGCCCCUUGACGCACAACACACACCAAGACCACCACACACAGACUCACAAGGAGACACGUCAAUGGGUCAGACGGGGAGGCGGGCAGCUAGCAUUGUGCCUCUCCAUUCCAGAAGGCUAGCAAGCCAAGGGUUGCCGGUUGACACCUAUGGCCAACUCUUACGUGGCUUCUUUGGGUGGAUUUGGACCCUUUGAGGGAAGUUUUCUGAGGCGGGUAGAGUGACAUCUGAUGCUUUUCCAGCCAGGAAUGCUGAAUCCAGUCUUGGUUUUCGCCCAGACUUUGAAAGGUGCUGAACCUUCAAGAGUCAGUACCUUGGGUGCUCCUUAACUUUUUGGAGUAAAGCCCAGAGGAGAUUGUGUUGUCGAAGGCUUUCAUGGCCGGGAUCACAGUGUUGUUGUAUGUUUUCCGGGCUGUAUGGCCAUGUUCCAGAAGCAUUCUCUCCUGACGUUUCGCCCACAUCUAUGGCAGGCAUCCUCAGAGGUUGUGAGGUAUGGAGAAACUAAGCAAGGAAUAAUAAUAAUAAUAAUAAUAAUAAUAAUAAUAAUAAUAAUACUUUAUUUAUACCCCGCCACCAUCUCCCCAUGGGGACUCGGGGCGGCUCACAAUGUUACAAAAGUAACAGCGCCAAUACACCAACAAUAUACACAGAAGAUAAUAAAACAGAAGUUAAAACAAAGGUUUAUACAACAGUAAUAUCAAACAACCACCAAUGCCAUUCAGUCAACUUCAAAGGUGGGGGGGGGGGGGGCUAUAGCAACAAUAUAAGAUAAAAUCAUUAGAUUAAAAUACCCCAAUGAAAGGAACCUAAUAGCAUUCAGAAUAGAAUUAUAAUGAGGCUGGUCAUCCAAUGUCUUAUAUAUCUGUGGAAAGUCCAGAGUGAGAGAAGAACUCUUGUCAGUUGGAGGCCAGUAUGAAUGUUGUAAUUAAUCACCUUAAUUAGCAUUGAAUAGCUUCAUCUCCUGGCUUCUUCCUGCCUGGGGGCAUCCUUUGUUCAGAGUCGUUAGCUGCCCCUGAUUGAUUCAUGUCACGGCACAAAUGCAACGCCCAAACACGAAUCAAAGAACAUGAGAGGUACUGCAGACUAACUCAACCAGAUAAAUCAGCCAUAGCAGAGCACUUGAUGAACCAACCAAGGUAUUCUCUCCUGACCUUUCGCCCACAUCUAUGACAGGCAUCCUCAGAGGUUGGGAGGUAUGGAGAAACUAAGCAAGGAAGGUUUAUAUAUAUCUGUGGAAAGUCCAAGGUGAGAGAAGAACUCUUGUCAGUGGAGGCCAGUGUGAAUGUUGUAGUUAAUCACCGUGAUUAGCAUUGAAUAGCUUCAUCUCCUUGACCACUCCAACAACUAUCAUGUCAGACUACACAGAGAAGCCACUGAAAUCCACAAGCAUGUAGACAACUUCAACAGAAAGGAGGAAACCAUGAAAAUGAACAAAAUCUGGCUACCAGUAUUAAAAAACUCAAAAAUCAGAACAGUAAAUAAGAAGCAACACUCUGAAAACAGAAGAGUUCCAGGCAUGAAUCAUCCAAGGGCAGCUAACGACUCUCAACAAAGGAUGCCCCCAGGCAGAAGAUGAAGCUAUUCAAUGCUAAUCAAGGUGAUUAACUACAACAUUCACACUUAUAUAUAUCUGUGGAAAGUCCAAGGUGAGAGAAGAACUCUUGUCCACUGACAAGAGUUCUUCUCUCACCUUGGACUUUCCACAGAUAUAUAUAAACCUUCCUUGCUUAGUUUCUCCAUACCUCACAACCUCUGAGGAUGCCUGCAUAGAUGUGGGCGAAACGUCAGGAGAGAAUACUUCUGGAACAUGGCCAUACAGCCCGGAAAACAUACAACACCAGAGGAGAUUCACAGACCCGAAGGAACAUGGAAUCCAUCAGUUGCCACUCAACGUCAACAGUAUAUGGAGAACUUCUUCAGCCUUGGAGGUCAUGCUCAUGUGGGAAGAAUCCAAGAAGGCCUCUUGAGUCAAGGGUUUGAUGGUGUGUUGGGUUGAACCAUUAGCUGAUGACCUUCUACCAACAAGAGUAAAACAUCCAAGGCUCUGGAAGUCACUGUUGUGCUCUGUUUGGCAGUUUGCUCCACGUUGGAGUUCUAGCUCAACGUGGAGCAAGAUGGGAAGGAAGCUCCAGAAACUCAGAACAGUAGAGCACUGAUGGUAAAGGAUCUAGGUGACAACGUUGUCAAGGCGAAAGUGAAGGAGAUGGCCUGAAAUAUUUAGCCCUGCAGAUUCCAAGGGAGCCUGGUCCAAAGUGGGCUUUUACCCACACACGUCACUAUUAAUGGACCAUAUUCCCGAAAUCAGCUUCUCUUUCCAAGUUGGUUCUCUUCAAGAUCUGUUGGGCUACAACCCAUCUGGAGAGUUCCAGUUUAAGAGAUGGUGGAGAAACUGACCUAGAGCAAGGCCAAGUUUUCAUUCAGGGAAGCUCAUCUGCCUUUACUGAUCUUCUCAAUGAGUUGAUCCAAAGCCACCAAGUAGGGACACAGUCUGGAAAGCCCUCGGGCCUACUGAAAGAGGGUUUGAAAAGAACAGCUAUAUAUUUAUUACAUUUCGUUAAUCUGCAUGAAGAAAAAAAGGUACACAUUUCACCCUUCCCCCCUUGAGAAAUGGAUUAUAAUGGACUUAGGUGCAUAAGAUCUCAAGAGAUGGAGAUGGAGCUAAGAAACUCUGGAAUUGAGAAGGUUGAGGAGAACUUUGUAGCAUGAGGAGUGGAACAACACGGUGGGUUGGAGCUCCUCAUUGGAGGUGACUGGCCAUGUUGCUCCAUCACAUUGACGUUCUGGUGGUCCAGAAACCAUAUGGAAGGGUAGGGUGGCAUGGCAUGGGAAAUGUCAACAAACAUGGGGACAGAUUGAGAGAGGUGACAUUGGCGUGGCAGACGAUGGUUGACUGGUAGAGAAGAACACUCUUCUGGCAUUGCCAGUGGUUUGACUGGAUGAUGGCUUCUUCUUGCCCUUUAUAGAAGGUCCACCUUGCAACAGGGAGUUGUCCACCUGCCUUUACAUACCCAGGGGAGUAGUAAAAACAGAAGGUUGUCAGUACAUUUGACGAGGGAGAUGACACCCUGGAAACUACAUUUUUCAUAUCUGGCACAAGGAGGUCCAGGUCACCUCCUUCUACAACAUUCCUUAAGGGUGUGAUGGGAUUUCACCAGCAUUAGCCCCAACAGGAUUCUGUCUGUAAGGCUAUUCCAUUUUAUCCAAUCUUGGGAUGUGGAUAUUGACCACUCUAAUCUCGUUUGAUUCCAAGUAGGGAUAGGACCUAGUAAGGAGACCUAGUAAGGUCUUCCAAAUGAGACCAGAAAGAGGUCUCCCUAAGGAAAGAGCUGCCCAUAGAGUUGACAAUAGAGUCGGGCUUCCACAUUUGUUAAGGUUAGGGAGACAAGACCCCCACAAAUGGCUUUUUUUAACCUGCAAGAACACCUCUCCAGGAAUUUCUAGGUCCUCCAACACAAUUCAAUGGUCAACCUUUUCUGGAAGCCAACCAACGAAUGUAUUGGAGGAGCUACAGAUUUCUAAAGUGGUCUUCUCUCCAGUAGUAUCUAGGUCCUCCAGCAUGACAAGAAGAGGUUGAACAUAGUGUCACACUGGAUGACCUAGAGCAGGGGUCCCCAAACUAAGGCCCAUGGGCCAGAUGCGGCCCUCCAAGGUCAUUCAUCUGGCCUCUGACCUAAACAUUAGGGUUGACCUAAGUCUCUUUGGUCUUUGGAGGUCUCUUUGCUUACCUAUGGUCUAAUGAAAUCAUCUAGAUGGUCUUUGAAAGUCUCUUUGCUGAGCUAUGGCCUUAUGAGAUCAUCUAGAUGGCUUUUGGAGGUCACUUUCCUUACCUAUGAUCUUAUGAGAUCAUCUAGAUGAUCUUUGAAAGUCUCUUUGCUUAGCUAUGGCCUUAUGAGUCAAUCUAGAUGGUUUUUGGAGGUCACUUUCCUUACCUAUGGUUCUAUGAGAUCGACUAGAUGGCCUUUGAGGGUCCCUUUCUUUAUCUAUGGUCUUCUGAUGGCCUGAUGAGAUCAUCUAGAUGGCUUUUCAGGGUCUUUUUCCUUACUUAUGGUCUUAUGAGACCAUCUAGAUGGUCUUUGGAGGUCUCUUUCCUUACCUAUGGUCUUAUGAGAUCGUCUAGAUCAGGGGUCCCCAAACUAUGGCCCUCCAGGGUCAUUGACCUGGCCCUGUCCUAAACUUUAGACUUAGGGUUGACCUAAGUCUGACAUGACUUGAAGGCACACAACAACAAUUCUAAUUUUGGACUAUUUCUUCAUAUUCCGGCUCCCCAACAGUCUGAGGGACUGUGAAUCGGCCCUCCACUUAAAAAGUUUGAGGACCCCUGACCUAGAGGUUCCUACAGGGAAUAUUUUAAUCACAUCCACGAAUAUUCAAAUCCGCAAAAGGCCAAUCCUCUUAAAUGGGGAUGGCCAACUAGGAAGGCUCCACCAGUGGUCUUCUGCAGUGUAAGGUUGAUUCUGCUUCCCUAUGAACUGCUUCCCAGUUGGACCUGGCUAAAAUUCCUGAGUUCCUGAUAGUCAUCUACUGAAGUUAAUGGCUGAGCAAGGCUAUGGAUUUGGGGUUCCUGUGUCUUAGCCCACUAUUCUUUCAUAGAUCACAUGCACAUCCCAUAGCUCUGAGUUGUGUGCACAUAUCUUUCAACAAUUAAACCCGUUUAUAUUGAACAAUUAGGUUAGAUCAGCCUUCGUCAACCCCAACUCUCUGCAGUCUUGACCCCCGACUUGAACAUCCCAAAGUGUAGUUUCAAGAAACAUAUGGGGAGAGGGUUUUCUACAAAAAAAAUAUAGAUAGAAAACAGGCUCCCGGUGCAGGAAGGAGUCUUUUCUGUGAAAUCGUGUUUUUCCCUGCAGAAUAUUUUUUUCUGCAACGGUUCAGGAUGUUCGAACACAAGACGAGAGCAGUGCAAAAUUCUUACCGAGAUGUUAUUCUUCCCAGCUGGGCCUCUCAACUGUCAGGAAAUUCAUGUUUGGAUCUAGUAAAAAGAAUCAUUAUGAGUCUCUUUCCA
Messenger RNA from Anolis carolinensis (green anole), 9396 nucleotides. It is a transcript of the gene dlgap3, whose product is annotated as DLG associated protein 3. Gene Ontology annotation, molecular function: molecular adaptor activity. Gene Ontology annotation, biological process: signaling. Gene Ontology annotation, cellular component: postsynaptic specialization; glutamatergic synapse. The record is from RefSeq and is a predicted model, not a curated record. The coding region runs from base 847 to 3777 and encodes 976 amino acids. The transcript has 12 exons. Lineage: Eukaryota; Metazoa; Chordata; Lepidosauria; Squamata; Anolidae.